AACUAGCCAACCCAAGCAAAAAGGCAGGAGUUCAUUUGAGCUCCUGCGCUAGAUCUGAAGAGGAGGACCAUACCCAUUUCUUCCUCCUAAGUUCUAACCAAAACAAACAGAGCAGAGCAGAGAGGAUUGAUGAUGACAAUGGAGUCGGUGAAGGUGAGGUCGCCGAGGAGGAGCAGCAGCGGCAGCAAAUACCGGAGGAUGGAGCCGGAGCUGGAGGAGGAGAUGGACGAGGCGGAGUGGAGCCGCAGGGCCGCGGCGGGGAGCCUCGGCCGCAGGAGGGCCGGGAGGUACGUCUUCACCUGCGCGCUCUUCGCCUCGCUCAACGCCAUCCUCCUCGGCUACGAUGUUGGUGUCAUGAGUGGUGCAAUCAUCUACAUCCAGAAAGAUCUCCACAUUACCGAGUUCCAGCAAGAAAUCCUAGUAGGUUGCCUGAGUGUGAUUUCUCUCCUGGGAAGUCUGUCAGGAGGAAGAACAUCUGAUGCAAUUGGCAGGAAAUGGACAAUGGGCCUUGGUGCAAUUAUCUUCCAGGCCGGUGCAGCCAUCAUGACAUUUGCCCCUUCAUUCACUGUGCUCAUGAUAGGGAGGCUUCUUGCCGGGGUGGGCAUCGGCUUUGGCGCCAUGAUAUCUGCUGUCUACAUUGCUGAGAUCUCCCCCGCGGCUGCACGUGGGACUCUUACGUCCCUCCCUGAGAUCUGCAUCAAUUUUGGGAUCCUCCUCGGCUAUGUUUCCAAUUAUGCUUUCUCGGGCCUUUCUGAGCACAUCAGUUGGAGGGUUAUGCUUGGUGUCGGGAUCCUCCCAUCUGUCUUCAUUGGCGUCGCUCUUUUUGUGAUCCCUGAGUCCCCUAGGUGGCUGAUGAUGGAGAAGAGAGUUCCAGAAGCGAGGGCAGUGUUGCUUCAGAUAAGUGCGUCAGAAGCUGAGGUUGAGGAAAGGCUGGCUGAGAUUGAGGAAGCGGCAAAUAUUAUGAAGUCGGUGAAAUCAGAGGACAAGGCAGUGUGGAGGGAGCUAUUGAACCCUUCUCCUGCUGUUCGUCGGAUGCUAUAUGCUGGCUGUGGUAUUCAGUUGUUCCAACAGAUCACUGGAAUUGAUGCUACUGUCUACUACAGCCCAACAAUUUUCAGGGAUGCUGGGAUCAAGUCUGACCAGGAGCUUCUUGCUGCAACAGUUGCAGUUGGGUUUACUAAGACGAUUUUCAUAUUGGUUGCAAUUUUCCUCAUUGACAAAGUUGGGCGCAAGCCUCUUCUUUAUGUGAGCACCAUUGGCAUGACUGUCUGCUUAUUUGUCUUGGGGAUUGCACUUACGUUGCCAAAGCAUGCAGUGGGGCUUAUUUCUCCAAGUGUUGGGAUUGACCUAGCAAUAUUUGCAGUCUGUGGGAAUGUGGCAUUCUUCUCAAUCGGGAUGGGACCGAUAUGUUGGGUCUUGUCUUCAGAGAUAUUUCCUAUAAGAUUACGAGCUCAGGCAUCAGCACUUGGUCAAGUAGGUGGUAGAGUUGGCAGUGGUUUGGUUUCCAUGUCAUUCCUCUCCAUGGCCCGUGCUAUAUCUGUGGCAGGAAUGUUCUUCGUCUUCGCAGCAAUCUCAACUGUCUCUGUUGCGUUUGUGUACUUCUGUGUGCCGGAAACUAAAGGGAAAACUCUGGAGCAGAUUGAAAUGAUGUUUGAAGUUGGGAAAGAAUCGAGAGGAGGUGAGGUAGAGCUUGAGGAUACACAACACUUAAUACAGGAUGGGAAGAAGUCUGAUUCUCUAGGCUGACAUAAUCAGUAACAAGAAACUUCAUGUGAUUCCAUGUUCCAAUGUUGAUCAGGCUGCAUCUUGCUUCUGUCACCAACAGGAUUCUGAACAUCCGGUUCGAAAAUGAUCAACCUGCCUUUAACCACUGCCGGUUUAGAGAGCUCGACACCACUUUAGAGGGCAUAGGUGUAACAUAGAUGAAAUUGUUCAUGUUUUUAGUGUAAAGAUAUCCCAAAUAUGACCUGGGAGGGACGACACAUGAAUGAUGUUGUAUCUGGUGGUAUCUUCCACCGACAAAAAGAAUAUAGUUGAUGAAGAAUUCAUUAUAUAAUUUGAUGAUAA
Brachypodium distachyon (stiff brome) is the source of this 2067-nucleotide messenger RNA. Its product is annotated as probable polyol transporter 4. Gene Ontology annotation, molecular function: myo-inositol:proton symporter activity. Lineage: Eukaryota; Viridiplantae; Streptophyta; Magnoliopsida; Poales; Poaceae. The transcript has 2 exons. Gene Ontology annotation, cellular component: membrane. The record is from RefSeq and is a predicted model, not a curated record. Gene Ontology annotation, biological process: transmembrane transport. Bases 130 to 1746 code for a protein of 538 amino acids.